AUGGGCCCCGGGGAGGAGAAACUGAGGAAGGGGAGGAAGUACGUGCUGCGGAAAGAGGAGAAGUGCGUGGGAGACAGUCUACGUGUGCCUGCGGGUGGCCAGUGUAGCUGCGCCCGUGACUCACAGCAGUGGCCUCUGAGAGUGACGGCGACUGACAAACAGGUGAGCCUACGACACAAUCCCUCCCUCCCGGGGUCCGUGACUCACCGCGCCUCCCUCUACGCUCAUCCCUCCACUCCCUCCCUGACCCCCGCCGGCCGGGGGCGCCCGGCACACGCGGCAGCUCCCGCAGCCUCCCCGAGGGGGGAGCCCGAGGAGGAAGGCGACAAAUGUCACCUGCUCCGGCCACGCGAGGAACUUCUGAAAAGUUCUCAGGCAACUGGGUCAAAAGGAAACUCACCCGCGGACGCACGCCCCCGUCGCCUCGCCGCUCGCGCGCAAGCCCGGCUCUGUCCCCACUCGCGCCGAGCUCGGGGAGCCGUGACUUCUCUCGGGGUUACCGCGACAGGCGGGGGAGGGGAGCAGAAAACCUGCGACUCCCGCCGGCCGGGCCCCCGACCCCCGACUCCGGCCGCGGCACGAGGCAGGAGCGGCAGUGUCACUCGCGCUGAAUGCCCCCUCCCCAAAGUCCCGUCCUGCCGGGCCCGAGGCCCCUCGGGGCUCACCUGCAAUCCGGACGCUCGCGGAGGACAACGACGCGACCCGCGUCCCGGCCGGGGACGCCCCCCGCGCCGCGACUCUGUGCGUUCGGCCCGGCAGCCGUCGGUCCAGCCGCCCCUCGCUCUGCGCGUCCGGCAGCGGCUGCGGCGGCGGCGGGAGACUGGCUGCGCCCAGCCCCGCCCGCCGCUCCGCCCUCCUCGUCAGUGGAAAACUCCGGGGCUCACUGCGCUGACGCACGCCGGGCCUCCAGCCAGGCAGCCCGGCAGCCCCGCCCCGGAGGCGCCGCCUCCUCCCCCGCCUGGAGCCUGGCGCAGCGGCCUGGGGGCCUCCCUGCGGACUCUGACCCGGCCUUUCCUGACUCGGGGCCAACCCUCCCGGUACGACAUGCCCCGGCAACCAAGUCCUGGCCUGGGAGCCCACCCUCAGCCCCAUUUCCCAACCGCAGGUACGAGUCUACUCAUCACCUCGAGCGUUUCCACCCUCACGCUUUUACUGCAGCCGGUCUUCUCGACUGGAAUGCUCUCCUGCCCUCUCUCUGCUUACCAGAAUCCCAAUGCCUUUAAGGGCUCAGCUUGCACUGCCUCCUCCAGGGAGCCUUCGUGGGAGCCUGACCCUCCCCCUCCCCGUCCUGCUCCCGCUGCAUUCUGGGUUCUUCUGACUGUCCUAGAUGAAUGCUGUCAGCCACUAGCCCAGCCCUCAGGAUUCCAUUCUACCUUCCUCCAGGUUGGGGGUGGGGGUGACCUCCUGGCCUGCUUGGAUGGCAUCUGCGGUGGAGUUGAUGGUGAGAGCCCGUCUUCAGCCACAGAUGUGUAUGUAGAAUGGCAGGGGUCUGCUCCACUUUACCUUUCCUGCAAGAACAAUAGGAGGAAAGCAGGUUGGGGGAAGAUAAAGGCCCUAUCCUUCCGCAUGCGUUGAGUGUGUAC
Molecule: messenger RNA, 1583 nt
Organism: Symphalangus syndactylus (siamang)
Lineage: Eukaryota; Metazoa; Chordata; Mammalia; Primates; Hylobatidae
Product: basic proline-rich protein-like
Source: RefSeq, a predicted model, not a curated record